This is a messenger RNA of Esox lucius (northern pike), 907 nucleotides long. Its product is annotated as protein FAM133. The coding region runs from base 230 to 892 and encodes 220 amino acids. NCBI's taxonomy places the organism in Eukaryota, Metazoa, Chordata, Actinopteri, Esociformes, Esocidae. The record is from RefSeq and is a predicted model, not a curated record. The transcript has 7 exons.
GGUAAAAUAUAUAGCAAAUUUUUUUGCAACCUGCUCCGGUGACAUGUCGGGUGCCAUGUCAUAAGAAUUUCAUUGUGCAGGAUGACGAUGUGUUCGGUGCAUUUGAAAAAUUUACUUUGAAACUUGAAACUAUGUUCACGCAACACGCACACGGUGACCAUAUAAAAGGAGUCGCCUUGACCUGUUCAAAGCAAGCAGCGAGGUGUAACCGGAGAGGCUGUUGAGUUCAAUGGAGAGCAACCGACCCAAAGGUAUGGUGAUUCUAAUAAAUGGGGAAGGAGCCCAGGGAGAGGGAGGACGACUGGCCCUGAGCCCUGUAGACGAGCGUCCUGAAAGGGGUGAACGAAAGCUUGCUGGGCCUGGUGGGUUCCCUGCAACCUGCACCACUGACAGGGCCAUCGCAGCUCCUGAUGUCUCGGUGGGAAUGCCUGGAGAGGUAGAGCUGAGCAAAUCUGAAAACUGCCCAUCUUCUGACAGCGAGGAUGAGGACAAAGACAAGAAGAAGAUGAAAAAAAAGAAGCUGAAAAAGAGGAGGAAGAAGGGUUCCAGCUCAUCUUCAUCCUCCCUUGCCUCCUGGUCAUCCUCCUCAUCCGACAGCAGCUCUUCGGACAGUGAAGAUGAGAAGAAAAAAAGAAAGAAAAAGAAGGUGAAGCAAGACUCAGCUGGGGACUGUGUUGUAGCCUUGGCAUCUGAGCCUGGGCUUGAAGGAUGUUCAGAUCUAAAGGACAUGGUAGCAAAGAGAAAGAAGAAAGAAAAUAGUUCAGCCUCAGACAGUGAAGAUGACCAGAAGAAGAUGAAGAAGAGAAUGAAGAAGGAGAUGAAAAAGAAGAUGAUGAAGAAGAUGAAGGAGAUGAUGAAGAAUGUACGUCCCUGUUCUGUAUUCUGUUCAUAAUAUUAACAAUAAGUG